Messenger RNA from Emericellopsis cladophorae, 804 nucleotides. RefSeq lists its product as uncharacterized. The record is from RefSeq and is a predicted model, not a curated record. Lineage: Eukaryota; Fungi; Ascomycota; Sordariomycetes; Hypocreales; Bionectriaceae. The transcript has a single exon. The coding region runs from base 1 to 804 and encodes 267 amino acids.
AUGGCCGAUACUCUUUCGCCGAGUUCUGAGCGGACGAGGUGCUCACGGCGCGACAAACCCCUCCGAACCUACGGCCGACGCAAGCAGCCAGUGUCCCAAGAUGAGCCCGCCAUCAAGAAGCGGAAAACAGUGUCUGUCCCGAUCACCUCCGACAAAAAGCCUGCGAACCCUCAAGAGCUGAACGCAGACCAGACGCACCUUGCGAAGGGUAGUGGUUGUGCGGAGAGCUUAGCAAAUUCGACCAAACUACACCAAGAGCCGACAGCUAUUCUCAAGGCCAGCACUAGCUCUAGGAAAGUACCGAACAGCGUAGGCAGAGGUUCAAUCUUGAGCUUCUUCAAGCCAGUUCCGGCGAAAGAGGCCGAUUCCUCGCCGAGGCAAGAAAGAGAGCCAAGCGCGGUCGAGCAGGAAGCAUCUCCAGAACCAUCGCCAUCAUCAGUCUGCCGAAAGAGGAGCAGCACUGGGAGAAAGUUACGACUCCGCAAAGCCGACACAUACAGUUUGGAUGAUCCCGCCAGCGACCAAGAGAACAAGCCACAUAACCAUCGUCGCAAGAGUCCAGAACAAAGCGAGGCGGUGCAUGCCACACACAACUCGACGAUUCCGCAAACGCGAAAACCAAAGGCGCAAGUGCAGACGACACUCGAUCUAUCCACCAAAGCCGCCUUUUCGGAAUGUCGCAUAUGCGAUACCGUUUGGAACCCGCUGCACCCUGAAGACGUCAAAUACCACAACAGGCGUCAUGCCAAAGUGCUGCGGCGGGCGAAAGCACGCAGAGAUGACUUUUCGUCAGAGCCUGUGUAG